Parnassius apollo (apollo) is the source of this 762-nucleotide messenger RNA. The record is from the annotation of a GenBank genome assembly. Lineage: Eukaryota; Metazoa; Arthropoda; Insecta; Lepidoptera; Papilionidae.
AUGGACGAAAAUCAAAUCAGAUUGAUGUUGGAAGAAGAAAAUUCUGAUUCUAACUAUGAAGAUGAAAACGAUAAUGAGGUAGAGGAUUUUGUUGAAAUACAAGAAGAUAACUACAAUAGCGAGCAAGAGGAUAAUUCUGAGCAUGAGCAAGAGGAUCAAUCUGCAGAGGAGAGCAAUUCUCAAGUGGAGUCGGAAGAUCAUCAAACAUAUAUAAAUUAUUACCUCAGAAAAGACCGUCACACGAGGUGGAACAAAACUCCCGCGUCAAAUCCAGUAAGAAGACGUGCUAGGAACAUCGUUACUCAACUUCCAGGUACUAAAGGUGGAGCUAAGUAUUUGAAAGAACCCAGUGAGAUAUGGAGGUUAUUUUUCACGGAGGAUGUUAAUGGUCGGAUGGCAAAGUACACUAACGAACAAAUAAAACGAAUUUCAUCUCAAUUUAUAAGAGAAAGAGACUGUACUGAAACAAAUGAGAUAGAACUUGAAGCACUCUUAGGUCUCUUACUCUUUGCUGGCGUUAGAGAAAAUUGUCGACUGAAUGCUAAAGAUUUAUUCAAGACUGAUGGCUUGUUACCAGAGAUAUUUCGAUUGACCAUGUCCUGGAACCGUUUUUGUUUACUGUUACGGUGUCUUAGGUUUGACGACAAAGACACACGAGUUGUACGUGCUUCUGUUGAUAAACUAGCACUCAUCAGAGAGCUUUUUGAAGAAAUUAUAGCUGUAUUUAAAGUUUAUUACAAUACUGUAAUAAAAGACUGUUAG